Messenger RNA from Colletotrichum gloeosporioides, 471 nucleotides. RefSeq lists its product as uncharacterized. The transcript is spliced from 2 exons. Gene Ontology annotation, molecular function: alkylmercury lyase activity. Lineage: Eukaryota; Fungi; Ascomycota; Sordariomycetes; Glomerellales; Glomerellaceae. The coding region runs from base 1 to 471 and encodes 156 amino acids. The record is from RefSeq and is a predicted model, not a curated record.
AUGUUGUUGGGUCCUCAUGGCUCCUCCCCAUCCCCGGUCAGCUUGUCCGCCAAGUCCGGCACAGUCGAUGGGGAAAUGAACUUCAUAGUCACGAAGAAUGGCAUUCAACUUCGCGACAACGAAGGGGAAACUGAAAAAUGCGUCGUUCACUUCUCUGCACCUCUCAAAACAUGGUGGACUGACGUGAGGUUUGCUUGUGGCACGAUUCACGUUUUUGGUAGCCAGACACAAGCGGCGGAGUGGGUGAGUACAAGGAAGAUCUUCGAUUUAUUCCAAUUUUUGCUGAUAUACCUCAAGUGCGAACGAUACGGAUUCAGAUAUGGAGAGGCUAUGAACUUGGAAACAAUGUGGAAGCUCUCCAAGGCUUGGUAUGAGAACAAAGCAUCGCAUGAUUACGACAGACUGGAUGCUCAAGAGGUCACCGAUCUCUUCCGGGAAUUGGGGUUGGUAUCCGAAUUUUGGUCUCGAUAA